GGCGGGGGGCUGCGAGGCGAGUCCGACGGAGCGGCGGCCCCGCAGGCUUGGGGCGCGCAGUCCCUGCGCCGCCGCCCCCUCACUGCAGGUGGCCGUGGACGCGCGGGGUCCAGGCGGCGCGGGGCGCGAGAGAGCCCGGCCGAGGGAUGGGCUGCGCCCCCAGCAUCCACGUCUCGCAGAGCGGCGUGAUCUACUGCCGGGACUCGGACGAGUCCAACUCGCCUCGCCAGACCUCCGGCGUGUCGCAGGGCCCCGCGGCGCCCCUGCACGGCCUCUUCGUGCAGACCGACGCCGCCGACGCCGUCCCCGCGGGCCGCGCGCUGGGACCCCCUGGAGCCGUCCGCGUCCGCAGGGCCCGCGCCGAGCUGGGCAGUGGCAGCAGUGCGGGAUCCGCAGCACCCGCCGGGACCACCUGCCGCGGCCGGAGGAGCCACUGCUGCGCCAGCGCGGAGGCCGAGACCCAGACCAGCUACGCCAGCGUGCAGCAGGUAUCUUCUGCAGAGGUGCGCAUUGGGCCCAUGAGACUGAUACAGGACCCUAUUCAGGUAUUGCUGAUCUUUGCAAAGGAAGAUAGUCAGAGUGAUGGCUUCUGGUGGGCCUGCGACAGAGCUGGCUACAGAUGCAACAUUGCUCGGACUCCAGAAUCAGCCCUCGAGUGCUUUCUAGAUAAGCAUCAUGAAAUUAUUGUGAUCGAUCACAGACAGACUCGAAACUUCAAUGCAGAAGCAGUGUGCAGGUCAAUCCGGGCCACAAACCCCUCAGAGCACACAGUGAUCCUCGCAGUGGUGUCACCAGCAUCUGAAGACCAUGAAGAGGCCUCCGUCCUUCCUCUUCUCCAUGCAGGCUUCAACCGGAGAUUUAUGGAGAAUAGCAGCAUAAUUGCUUGCUAUAAUGAGCUUAUUCAAAUAGAACAUGGGGAGGUUCGCUCACAGUUCAAAUUACGGUAUGUAGCAAAGGCCUGUAAUUCAGUGUUUACAGCAUUAGACCACUGUCAUGAAGCCAUAGAAAUAACAAGUGAUGACCACGUGAUUCAGUAUGUCAACCCAGCCUUCGAGAGGAUGAUGGGCUACCACAAAGGGGAGCUCCUGGGGAAAGAACUCGCUGAGCUGCCCAAGAGUGACAAGAACCGGGCAGACCUUCUUGACACCAUCAAUACGUGCAUCAAGAAGGGAAAGGAGUGGCAGGGAGUUUACUAUGCCCGACGAAAGUCUGGGGACAGCAUCCAGCAGCACGUGAAGAUCACCCCAGUGAUUGGCCAAGGAGGGAAAAUUAGGCAUUUUGUGUCACUCAAGAAGCUGUGUUGUACCACUGACCAUAACAAGCAGAUGCACAAGAUUCAUCGUGAUUCCGGAGACAGUUCUCAGACAGAGCUCCAUUCCAUCCGACACAAGAACAGGAGAAAAGAGUCCAUCGAUGUGAAGUCCAUAUCGUCAAGAAGUAGUGAUGCCCCUAGCCUGCAGAACCGUCGCUACCCAUCCAUGGCGAGGAUCCACUCCAUGACCAUCGAGGCGCCCAUCACGAAGGUCAUAAAUAUAAUCAAUGCAGCCCAGGAAAAUAGCCCAGUCACAGUGGCAGAAGCCUUGGACAGAGUUCUGGAGAUUUUACGGACCACGGAACUCUACUCUCCUCAGCUGGGAGCCAAAGAUGAAGACCCGCACACCAGUGACCUGGUUGGAGGCCUAAUGACUGAUGGUUUGAGAAGAUUGUCAGGAAACGAGUAUGUAUUCACGAAGAAUGUGCACCAGAGUCACGGUCACCUCUCGAUGCCUGUCACCAUCAAUGAUGUCCCCCCAUGUAUCACCCAGCUGCUUGAUAAUGAGGAAAGCUGGGACUUCAACAUCUUCGAGUUGGAAGCAGUCACACAUAAAAGGCCACUGGUUUACUUGGGCUUAAAGGUCUUCUCCCGGUUUGGAGUAUGUGAAUUUUUAAACUGCUCUGAAGCUACUCUUCGGGCCUGGCUCCAAGUGAUGGAAGCCAACUACCACUCCUCCAAUGCCUACCACAACUCUACCCAUGCUGCCGAUGUGCUGCACGCCACAGCUUUCUUUCUUGGAAAGGAAAGAGUCAAGGGAAGCCUCGAUCAGCUGGAUGAGGUGGCAGCACUGAUUGCCGCCACAGUCCACGAUGUGGAUCACCCUGGCAGGACCAACUCUUUUCUGUGCAACGCUGGCAGCGAGCUCGCUGUGCUCUACAAUGACACGGCGGUACUAGAGAGUCACCACACGGCCCUGGCCUUCCAGCUCACUGUCAAGGAUGCUAAAUGUAACAUCUUUAAGAACAUCGACAGGAACCAUUAUCGAACACUACGACAAGCUAUUAUUGACAUGGUCUUGGCCACUGAGAUGACAAAACACUUCGAACAUGUGAACAAAUUUGUGAACAGCGUCAACAAGCCAAUGGCAGCUGAGAUGGAGGGCGCCGACUGUGAGUGUGGCCCGGCGGGGAAGGGCUUCCCGGAAAACCAGAUCCUCAUCAAGCGCAUGAUGAUCAAGUGUGCAGACGUUGCCAACCCCUGUCGCCCCCUGGACCUGUGCAUCGAGUGGGCCGGGAGGAUUUCCGAAGAGUACUUUGCACAGACAGACGAGGAGAAGAGACAGGGGCUGCCCGUGGUGAUGCCUGUGUUUGACCGCAACACCUGCAGCAUCCCCAAGUCCCAGAUCUCCUUCAUCGACUACUUCAUCACGGACAUGUUCGAUGCUUGGGACGCCUUUGCACACCUGCCAGCCCUCAUGCAGCACCUGGCUGAUAACUACAAACACUGGAAGACAUUAGAUGACCUGAAGUGCAAAAGUCUAAGGCUGCCAUCGGACAGCUAAGCCAGCCGAGAGCAGCGACCGCUCCUCCAAGGGCACCGUGAAUCCCAGCAGCGUCUGCGGACGCUGUCCUCUGUAACGCAUGAGGUUAAGGAGCUGAUUGAUGACUGAUAUUUGACCUUGAAUCAUUCAAGUCCUCAAAUUUCAGUUGUAGCAAGUUAAGUACCAUGAAGAAAAAUACACAUUCUUUUGAACACUUAGUAGCAGAACAAACACUUGGCAAAUCUUCUAUCGUGCCAUCUUCCUGCGUAUGUCAUAUCAUGGAGCUGAGUUGCUGUAACUAGCAGCACACGGGAUUACCUGGUGGCAGUGAGGCUAUCCCCACAAGCUUAGCUAGCGUUUGGUUCAUCUCUUAGCAUAAAAGUCACCACUACUGUUUAGCUUGACUGUUCUCAAGAGCAUCAGUCUGAAGGAUUCAUGACAAGCUUAUCUAAACAGCUAUACCUAACAAAAAAGUUACAUAAAAUGAGCAAAACACGUAGGACCAAAUUAUUGAUAAACUAGUGAGGUGAUCUUCUGUUUGGUGGUGUGAUACCCCAGUUGGAGGGCAGCCUUGGCCUGGUGAGCGCCCCCUCCUGGGGGCCAGCAGCCUGUGUGGCCCUCUCUGGUGUAAAUUGAAGUCACUCGUGAAAGGGGCAGGGGAGCCCACGUAAUCCCCUCACUUCUGGCUUAUCGAGGCAGCCAUGAGGCACUAUGCCUUGUGUUAUACAAAAGCCAUCAAAUCUGAAUGCCCUUGGACAAGCAUUUUUUUAAAGAGAAAUUUAUAUACAUUUGCUGUUAACAAUUUUUAUUAAAACAAUCUAAAUUUCCUGGGUCUAAGCCCAUGGAGUUUGUUGUACCAUGCGCCACCUAUACACAUAUAUUUGGGGAAGGGAUGGGGAACUUUCAAGAUUUGGAUGUUUUUAACUUGCCUAUCUAUACUUGAGAUCAUGCCAUCUGUUGCAGUGACAUAUAAAAAGGAUUGCAGGAUGUAUAGCUAUAUCAGAAAACAGACUAUGGAGAGGGAGUAAAUACUCUUUUAAGCUAUUACUUGUAUGCUAAAAGCUUCUAAAGCACAAGUGCAUAUUUUUAUACAGCUCUUUUCACAACUUUCAGUGCUCUACGUCAAUACUUAGAAUUCCCCUUACUACUUCUCUGUGUAUUGUGAAUAUUAGAAACUUAGUAAACAAAAUAUCAUAGUUUAUCUUUCUCUGUACUCCAUGCUGCAUUUCUAAGGGAUAUACAAGAAACAUAAUCACCAGUAACUGAAUCAGUAGUUAUUUAAUAACUGAAUCAGUAGUUAUUUUUCCAAGUGAAAAUCAGAAUGCAGAACCCAUGAAACUGGUACAUGGAAAGAAAAAAUAUGACUUAUCACUACAUAAUGUGCCAAUGUUUUUUUCUAUGUUUUGUACCAAAAAUGGAAACAUAUAUGACAAUUCCAUGCAAAGAAAUGUAUCUAAAUUAUUUUUGUUAGAUAAGAGAACCUGCUUGGUGGACAGCAGCCAGCUCUGUGUUGUAACGCUCCCUAUGUAAAUGUGAUGAAGUGUUUUUGUGAAGUACCUGUAACUAAAUUCCUACAGCCAUUUUUCAUCCCCAACAGCUGUUUUUAUUUUACCUCUUUGGCCUAAAUUUUUCAUAAUUUCAAA
This is a messenger RNA of Cavia porcellus (domestic guinea pig), 4438 nucleotides long. It is a transcript of the gene Pde8b, whose product is annotated as phosphodiesterase 8B. The transcript has 22 exons. Gene Ontology annotation, molecular function: 3',5'-cyclic-AMP phosphodiesterase activity. Gene Ontology annotation, biological process: signal transduction; regulation of DNA-templated transcription. Bases 147 to 2816 code for a protein of 889 amino acids. The record is from RefSeq and is a predicted model, not a curated record. NCBI's taxonomy places the organism in Eukaryota, Metazoa, Chordata, Mammalia, Rodentia, Caviidae.